Molecule: messenger RNA, 1326 nt
Organism: Symbiodinium necroappetens
Lineage: Eukaryota; Dinophyceae; Suessiales; Symbiodiniaceae
Source: the annotation of a GenBank genome assembly
AUGACUUGGACCUUCAGUUUGAAUCAUGCAACUGUGACGACGCUGAUGAUGUAUGCAAGCUCGGUCCUGGGCCACUCCACGGGAAACCUCUCGAACUCCUUGCUCUUCGCGGUGAGCCUCGUUGCCUCCCUGGGUCUGGCCCCGGUGAUUGCCAGCACCUUCGGGCCGACGAGAGGUCUUCUAAUCGGCCUCGUCGGUUGCAGUGCCUACGUGCUCUUCUUCGUUCUGGCCGCUUUUCUCUGUACUUGGGAGCGUGGGCAGCCAGGACAUGCAGGAGGCUGUGGCUGUGACAGCAACACGCCGAGGAGCCUUGUUUUCGUCGGCGCGGCCUUGGGCGGGCUGGGGGCUGGCAUCCUUUGGCCCAGCCAAGGGGCCUUCUUCUCUGCAGCGGUGGCUCGCCUCGCCGACGAAGAGGAACCAGGGCAAGUCGGAACCAUGGAGGACUCCGAGGCCUCUACGUGCCGUCUGACCAGCGAGUUGUCGUCUGCCUUUGCCUUCGCUCUGAUGGUGUCAGAGUGCAGCACCAAACUGCUCCUCGCAGUCUGGCUCAGCUAUGUGAGGGUGGAGGUCUGGUCGUCCUGGGUCUUCCUUUCGGCACUGAUCGUCGCAUUGCUGGCCGUGGCCGUCUUCGCCGCCCUCGCCGAGCGCAUGGACGCUUGUCCUGGGACCGCUGCGAGGCCGAUCUGCGAGAGGACGCUGACAGGGCUGCAGCUUUGGGGGGAUCCCAAGCUCUGGCUGUUGUCCAUGACAAACUUCGCCUUCGGUUUCUCCGUUGCUUGGGUCAAUGGCGUGGUGAACACGCGCUGGCACGAGGCAACAGGGGAUCUACAUUUGCUUGGCUACGCUGGUGCUCUCACAACCGGUGUUGCUGGAGUUAUAUCGAAGCUUUCCGUUGGGCCGGCUGCUUGCGGCAAAGGUUAUGUCCUCGCCCUGGGAUCUCUCUGCUUCUUGAUCAUUGGCUUGCUGAGCAAGACUCGCGAGCCAACCGACAGUUUUGGCUGGAGUGCUUGGCUCCUGCUAAUCCAUGUCCUGCAUGGCGUUGGUCGAGGAGUCUAUGAAGGAACCAACAAGGGAAUCUUCGGCGACUUCUUCGGUGAUGACAGGAGCGUCGGUGCCUUCUCCAAUGUGCUUGUCCAAGUCUCUGCGUCCUCGAUUGUUGGGUAUUCAUUGGCAUCAACUAGCUGGAAGGACGUUGUGUACGGCCUUCUGAUGAUCUCUGCUUCUUUGAUGCUGCCAUUAUAUGUGUUGGCCGGUCGGUUGAGAUGCCCGAGGACUGUCUCCUACAAAGACUCGGAGAAGGACUUGGAAAGGGCGCCAAGCGACUAA